Messenger RNA from Caenorhabditis angaria, 4505 nucleotides. NCBI's taxonomy places the organism in Eukaryota, Metazoa, Nematoda, Chromadorea, Rhabditida, Rhabditidae. The record is from the annotation of a GenBank genome assembly.
AUGGAUCCAGAUUACAAUCAUACGUACGAUGGAUGGACAUUUUGGAUUGUGGUUUAUCAAAUUAAAGUUAUCGAUUUGGAUGAACCUCAAGAAUUAUUCACAACAUCAAUAACCUUUUUAUUGGAAUGGCGUGAUUUUCGAAUUGCGUGGAAUAACAACGACUAUGACGGAAUUCAAAGUAUAUUUGUUCGACAAGACAUGAUGUGGUCCCCACCACUGGCUAUUUUCUCUGCGUUAGUUUAUGUUAUUUUGAGUACAUCAAAAUUUUGAAAUUUGCAACAUGAACAGAAACAUUGACCAAAAAAGAGAGGCCAUUAACUUUUUUACAAUUUGUCGGAAAUCGUAAAAAAAAUAUCAUCAAUUUGAAAAAGAGCUGUUUUUAGAAGUGACGUGAAAGAUCAUCGUGAUCUCGAUUUUCGAAUUCUUGAAGUCGAAUAUUUUGGGAGAAUAGUGGAAUAUGUAACAAUGCGGUUAACAACAAAUUGUGGAUUGAAUAUGGUUCAUUUUCCAUUUGAUAUUCAAACUUGUGAAAUUCAUCUAGGCUUGUCUGGCAUUGAUUACAAAACUUUAUAACCUUUCAAUACAUUUGCCAGAUAUCGAUGAAGAAAUGCUUUGUGAUAUGGUAAGAUUUUAAAAAAAUUGCGGGAAAAAGAUACUGCUUUUUUCAAUAGACACUUUAAAAAGCAUAUUAUCUAGAUGUUUUAUUCAUUUCAUCUUUAGUGCGACUCGGCAUGGACUAUUGUAAAUGUGUCAAUUGGAAGUCUACAAUUCAAGCCAUACCGUACACUUGACUCUAGGCUCGGUGUAGUUCGUGUAGUGCUAAAAAGGAAUCCAAUAUUCUACAUGUACAUGAUAAUAUUACCAACAUUUACAAUAAAUAUGAUUGCAAUUGGUGGAGUGUUUUUGAAAAAAUCAACUCAAAUUGAAAAAUUAACAAUCGGAUUUACACAUAUUAUGACAAUGACGUUUAUAUUAGGAUUAGUAUCUGAAAAAAUACCGAAAACAAGUGAGAUUCCAUUAUUGGGAAAAUAUAUCGUGUUUGGGUUAUGUUUGAUGAUUUUCUCAUUGGUUAUUUCGUCAGGAUUCAAUCGAUGUAUUAUGAUAAAAAAUAAUAACAGGUACGAACAAUGCAAAAUUGUUUCUUUAAAACUUAUAUCUUAUCAGACUCUUCACUUAUCGCAAAUUUGUGAAAAUAUUUUUCAUAACAACCCUUCAACUCCUCAAUAUUCUGGCAUUUUUCUACAUGAUUUAUCGAUUUUUGAAAUUCGAAAGUGAAUAUGGAGAAUUACGAGAUUGCGAUUUACAGGAUCAUGAAAAAAGCGUUUCAAAUAUUCAAAUUUCUCUCAAAAAACAUAUCACACGUUCCUCUCUUCGUCUGGGUUUUGAAAGUAAUCUUCACAUCAAAACCACUGCCUUUCCCUCUAAUUUUAUGUAUUUCAGACAGAUAAAAAUGUCAUUUUCAUGAUCCUUGAAUACAACAAAUUUUGAUGAAAAAUAAAAGUCCAAAUGCGCUGAAAAUGAAACCAGCGAAAAAUUCGAAUUUGAAGCUGGAAACUAUCUGAAAUUGAUGAAAUCUUGGGUGAAAAAAAAUGUGGCAAUUUCGAAGGGGUACUGUAGGUAGACGAUCUACUAGAACAAAAUGAAUAGGAAUGUCAGUUUCGAAAGUUGUGUGGGGAAGUUGGCGAGUGAUUAUGAAUAAUUGAUUGAUUGUGUAGGUGAGGAUUUGAAAGUGGUGUUGAAUUUUGAGAAUACAUUGGGGACAUUGGUGGCAGAUUGUGAUGUAGGAUGAGGGUUCGAUUUGGAGAGAGUGGAGUUUGGGAUAGGUUUCGGUGUUUGUGCAAAUCUGGAAGAAUUGGGGCGUCUGUAGGUGUGAUCCUUGAGAAGUAGGAUCACUAGGCGCUGCUGCUUGUCACAGUGAAGAUCUAGAUGCGGCUCCUAGACAAUGAGGUUCUCUAGCCUCGGCUACUUGAGAACUAGGCUCACAAGGCGCGGCUGCUUGUCACAGCGACGAUCUAGAUGCGGCUCCUAUACAAUGAGGUUCUCUAGGCGCGCCUGCUUGAGAACUAGGACUUAAAGGUGUGGUUCCUUGACAACUAGGAUCACUGGGCGCAGCUACUUUAGAACUAGGCACUCUAGGCGCGGCUACUUGAUAAGUAGAUUCUCUAGGCGUGGCUGCUUGACACCUAGGCUCUAUAGGCGCGGUUGCUUGAGAACUAGGCUCUCUAGCCUCGGCUACUUGAGAACUAUGUUCUCUAGAUGCGGCUUCUUAGACCCUACAGUACCUCAUCCCCCGACACAAAUCGAAAAUCCAACAAAUGUGAUGUUUUGUCAAAAAUUGGUGGUGAUACAGUAACCGCAGUUGAAUAAUUCCGACAUUCCAAUCUUGGAAGCUGAAAAUCGUUUUUUAAAUUUUUUUUUGAAAAUCUGAAAAGCCUACCAAGGAAGUUUGGAUAACUUGAAAUAGUAGGAAAAAUAUGUAACACAUUUUUUUCUUCGAAAAAAAAAAUCGGAGAGAAAAGGAGAAGCAAAAGAUUCUCAGAUAUUCGACACUUAUUAAUUUUUUCGUGCAAAUCUAAAAAUCUCUAGCUUCUCUGCACUCUCUCACUCUCCUAUGCUCUCUAACCAUCUAGUUUCUCUGGCUUCUCUGCACUCUCUCCAAAUCCUAUUCUCUCUAAUGAAUCUUCCUCUGCGUCUCUAACCUUCACGGUUGUUUUUUGGACAAAAACAAAUAUUAUGAUUUCAUUUUUUUUGUUAUCGCGAGACUUUUUGACUCCAUCAGCUCUUUUUAUUAGUUUUCAAUUGAUUAUUUCGUUAUUUGCCUACAAAAUGCCAAAAUUCUAACACAAAAAUGUACAAAAUUAUAUUUCUGAUAUUUUUCGAAGUUGCUCGAAGUCAAGAAAUUUGCCAAAAAUCGAAUUGAGAUCUCAAAAAACUGCCGAAAUUGUGAGAAAAAUUAUUGAGAAAGCGGCGAUUGUGAGAAGAGAGGAGAAUUUCGAGAAUUUUUUGAUUUUUGGGAAUUCGGUUGAGGUGAGCCAAGAAAAACUACGAUGCUCCGCGUUUACACCAUCGAAAAUGAUAGAUUUUUAUCAGAAUUGCAGAUGUAAAUGCGGAGCAUCGUAGUAUUUUGUGAAAAUUGUUAAGAAAUUUCAAAAAAAUGGUAGACAGUGACUCGCUACGCUCGAAAAACUACGAUGCUCCGCGUUUACGCCUUCUUCUCUGCACUCUCUCGUGUUCCUAUGCUCUCUAGCUAUCUUGCGCGAAGCGCCCCGGAAGAUUCCGCGCAAGCGGUUCGAGCGGAGCGAGUGUACCUCCCUCUGCGUCUCUAACCUUCUCAUACUCUCUAGCUGUCUAGCUUUUUCAUAUUGACGCGGAAGCUUGCGGUUUACACCCGCUACACUCGAUAAACUACGACGAUCCGCGUUUACACCAUCAAUUUGAUCUGAAUUGCAGGUGUAAACGCGGAGCUUGGUUGUUUUUCCCCAACCUUCAAAAUUUUCCAGCUCGAUGGCGUUGAAUAUCAUCUGAACACCAACAAACAUUCACCAGAUCUCACAUUCUACUUCGAACUUCCCCGAUUCACCUCGAAGCUUGUCUAUAUUCUCCCUGAUCUUCGAAAAUCCCAAGAAUGGUCUCCGAAGUUUCCGGACAACACAAAACUUCUGGCGAAAAUCUCGAGAAAUUGUGAAAGUGGUAGAAAGUUGUGUGGAUUGGAGUGUUGUCCUGGAAAUGUGAAACUCAUCACUGAUCUUUUGUACAAUUCGGAGAGAAUUGUUCGAUUCAAAAAUGUGACGUAUUCUCGAAGAUCUGAACUGUUAGCUGCUGAAGGUUCGGAAAAGAUUUGCGAGUUUCAAAAUGAUCGACAACCCAAGAUCUAUUUUGGAUGUUUGAAGAAUCAGGAGUGUUGUAGUUUGACGUGUCAAGAUCUACCGGUAGCCUUGGCGGUUUCGGAACAUCGGGAAAAACUUUUGGAUUUUUGGGAAAGGUUCAAAUUUCCAUUGUUGACGUGUUCACUUUUCAUUCUUUUUUUGCUGAUAACUGUUAUCAAUUCGAAAAUGUGAGUUUUUUUUUAGAAAUGUAAAAUUCGAAUAGAGAAAUUUUUGAAGAUUUUUGCUAGCAAAAAAAUCCAACUAAAAUCUGAGAAAAUUUCCAAAAAUCUUAACGCUUAAAGCUUCAUCUGAAAAUUAUGAGUCAAAAUUUUCGAAAAAAAAAUUCAAAACGCGAUUUUGCAAGAUUUUCAGGAUCAAUUUUCACAAUAAACUAAUUCUGAAAAAUUUUGAAAAUCAAUUUUUGAAAAUUUCGAAAUGUGCCUACUAAAGCAAUCGAAUUUUUAGAAAAAACUUUUUGAAUUUAAAAAAUCUCGAAAUUUCAGCCACAAUCGAUCGCGCUCUUCUUCGUUCUCCCCAAAACUGCGAAACCCCGGCAGAAUCCUUCUCUCAUCGGAUUCCGAAAAAUCGCAACUCACAGUGUCCACGCAGAUGAGCAACAACAAUGAGCAACUUGUAUAA